AUGUUCUAUUUUAUUAUCAUUCUUUCUUCGAUAUUCUUUUUUAUUACGAAUAAUUUCGCUCAAAUCUCCAACGAUAUUCGUAUAUUAGCUACCGAUAAAGACUUCAUACGUUUAUCAUGGAUGAAACCAACGCGUUUACCAGCGAAUGUUUAUGGUUACACGAUAAAAUAUCGUCCAAUCCAUUCCAAUCAAUCCUGGAUAGUAAAACAAACAAAUGACACUCAAAUAUUUCUAACAGAUCUUCGUCCAAUCACCAAAUAUGAAAUUAUUCUUCAACCUUACUUCAACUCAUCGUAUACCGAUUCGUCAGGCCCGUCGACACGCGUCGAAGUCUUUACAGACGAAACAGGUAACUUCCUGUUCGAAUCGGACAAUGCUUGA
Adineta ricciae is the source of this 381-nucleotide messenger RNA. The record is from the annotation of a GenBank genome assembly. Lineage: Eukaryota; Metazoa; Rotifera; Eurotatoria; Adinetida; Adinetidae.